ACAACAACAACAACAAAAAACAUCCUCUCCACUGACCCCCUUCCCCAUCUCCAUAAGCCACCUGCCCGCCCUUGUCCCACCGGCCCGGAUCAGGAGAGUGACGCCGUUUCCGCCACCGACCACUUUCGCGAGUGGCGUGCCGGAAGCCAGCCCACGGCCGCCAAGAUUGACAAAGGAAACUUUAACUUUUUGAACCCGCUCGCUUACCCGACGGCGGCCAGCGCGGCAGCGGCAGCGGCGGCAGCGGCGGCAGCAGCAGCGGCGGCGGCAGGGAACGGCCCCAGCGGCACUACCGGUACAGCAGCGGCACCGGCGACGACCGGAGGAGGAGGAGGAGGAGGAGGAGGAGCAGUCGGUGGUGGUGUUGGUGGUGCCGGCCCCGCCGGUAGUAGCGUUGGUGGACCGGCCAGCACCGGUACGGCGGCAGCGGCAGCGGCGGCAGCGGCGGCGGCAGCGGCAGCAGCGGCGGCGGCCGCAGUAAGCGGCAGCAACAGCCACCACCACCACCAUCAUCCGCACGGGGCGCACCAUCCCCAUCCGCACCACGUGCCGCAUCCGCACCAUCACCACCACCAUCACCAUCAUCACCAUCCGGCGGCCCACCCGCACCACCACCAUCCGCACUUUGGGCCGCUCGGGGGCGGGGUGGACACGGCCGGCGCGGGCAUCGGUGGCCCGGGAGGGAUCGGCAUCGGCGGGAACGCGCUCGGCGCCGGCGGCACAGGCUCGGCAGGCGGACUAGGAGGAGCCGCCGGAGGAAUAGGAGGAGGAGGGGGAGGAGUAGGGGGAGGAGCAGGAGCAGGAGGAGGAGCGGUGGGUGGAAUAGGCGGUGUGGGUGGACUGGGCGGCGGCGGUGGAGGAGUGGCCGGUGGCGGCAUUCCCGGCCUCAGGAUGGACUGUGACUAUUCGAAGCUGUUCUACGCUAAACGUGAGUACGAUGAACGGCUUAAGGCGGAUCUGCUGCACUGUCUCGACAGUGGACUGGGAGCCAGCACCAUUACGGCAAGGUGGACACAGAUGGGUCCCGGACCAACGGCCGGUUCGUUGGUCCCGGACGACACCAACGGUUCCGGCGUGGACGGCGGCAAGCACUUGGACGUCGGCGACAUGAGCGAUGACGAACAGGAUCUGUCGUCGGCGGAUGCCGAGGGCGUUUGGAGUCCGGACAUCGAACAGAGCUUCCAGGAGGCGCUAGCCAUCUAUCCACCGUGCGGUCGCCGAAAAAUCAUCCUCUCCGAGGAGGGCAAAAUGUAUGGUCGCAAUGAACUGAUCGCUCGCUAUAUCAAACUACGCACCGGCAAGACGAGAACCCGGAAGCAGGUCAGCUCGCACAUACAAGUAUUAGCCAGACGGAAGCUGCGCGAGUUCCAGGCCAAGAUGAAAGUGCAAUUCUGGCAGCCGGGCCUGCAGCCGAGCACCUCCCAGGACGUGAAACCGUUCGCCCAGCCCGGCUACCCGAUGAAGACGGCGACCGCCGUCUCGGAAGGCGCCCUGCAGCCCGCCCACCCGUGGGAGGGACGCGCGAUCGCGACGCACAAGUUCCGGCUGGUCGAGUACAGCGCCUAUCUGGAGCUGCGUGCCGAAGAAACGUAUCACAAGCACCUGUUCGUGCACAUAGCGGACACGCCCGCCAACCCGCUGCUGGAGUCGGUGGAGGUGAAGGAGAUCUACGACAAGUUCCCGCAAAAGUCCGGCGGCCUCAAGGAGCUGUACGAGAAGGGUCCGAGCAAUGCGUUCUUCCUGGUGAAGUUCUGGGCGGACCUGAACACGAACAUCGCGAACGAUGCGGGCGCGUUCUACGGCGUCAGCAGUCACUACGAGAGCAACGACAACAUGGUGAUCACCUGCUCGACCAAGGUGUGCUCGUUCGGCAAGCAGGUGGUGGAGAAGGUGGAAACGGAAUACUCCCGCAUCGAGAACGGUCGCUACGUGUACCGGAUCAGCCGGUCGCCGAUGUGCGACUACAUGAUCAACUUCAUCAACAAGCUGAAGCACCUUCCCGAGAAGUACAUGAUGAACAGCGUGCUGGAGAACUUCACCAUCCUGCAGGUUAUAUCCAACAAAGACACGGACGAGACGCUCCUGUGCGUGGCGUUCGUGUUCGAGGUGUCGACCUCCGAGCACGGUGCACAGCACCAUAUCUACCGCCUGGUGAAGGAAUAGCA
Molecule: messenger RNA, 2165 nt
Organism: Anopheles coluzzii
Lineage: Eukaryota; Metazoa; Arthropoda; Insecta; Diptera; Culicidae
Gene: scalloped
Product: protein scalloped
Exons: 9
Coding region: 892-2163 (423 amino acids)
Biological process (GO): hippo signaling; regulation of transcription by RNA polymerase II; embryonic organ development
Cellular component (GO): transcription regulator complex
Molecular function (GO): DNA-binding transcription factor activity, RNA polymerase II-specific; RNA polymerase II cis-regulatory region sequence-specific DNA binding
Source: RefSeq, a predicted model, not a curated record